AUUCGUGCAAUAAACAAACGGAAAUAGAUUUCUUGACAGAAGUCUACAAACUUAAAGCUUUAAUACAUAGAAAUAUUGUGACAUUAUGUGGAGUUUCUAGGUUUUUGGAAGACGAAUGCGGCCAAUAUUAUAUGCUUUAUGAUUGUGCAAAUGAAUCGCUUUACGAUUUAUUGCGCACAAAACGAUUUACUUAUGGAGAAUCUCUUCUUAAGUUGGAAUGGAUGGCGCAGUGUCUAGUGGGUUUGGACUAUUUGCAUAGCAAUAAUAUAGUCCACGGUGAUCUUACAACUGACAACCUUCUACUCUUCGAUGACUGUCGUAAUGUAAAAAUAUUCUUUAUUGGAAAAGUGGAUCAAAUAUUUUAUAAUGCAAUAGCUAACAAGGAAGAGUCAGUUUAUGUGGCUCCAGAAGUUCAUAGCGGAGAAAGGGAGUUCACAAAAGAGUCUGACAUUUACAGCUUUGGCAUAAUUAUGUGGGAAAUAGUGACUGCAAAGAAUCCAGUUUUCGAAUUGAAAGUUAAACAACCUUCGACUAUUGAGGAAAUGAUUAAUGAUACUAUACAGACUGGAAGCUCAGAUAUCCGUAAAAUAAGAAACGCUAUUGAAAAAUGCCUGAAAGCUGCAGAAUACCGACCAGAUACUAAGGAGCUGAUUAAAAUGUUAAUUUCUUAACUUAAUGCACCAGUCAAUCUGUGUUUGAAUAAAAGCAAAACAUUGUGU
Messenger RNA from Drosophila albomicans, 719 nucleotides. Its product is annotated as mitogen-activated protein kinase kinase kinase mom-4-like. The transcript is spliced from 4 exons. Gene Ontology annotation, biological process: protein phosphorylation; signal transduction. The coding region runs from base 132 to 671 and encodes 179 amino acids. NCBI's taxonomy places the organism in Eukaryota, Metazoa, Arthropoda, Insecta, Diptera, Drosophilidae. Gene Ontology annotation, cellular component: cytoplasm. Gene Ontology annotation, molecular function: protein kinase activity; ATP binding. The record is from RefSeq and is a predicted model, not a curated record.